AUGAUCUGUUUUUUGAGUAUCCUCCAUGUUGGCGGUCACAUCUACAAUUAUAAUCGGUUCGUCGAUGUCAAUAAGGAACAUAAUACACUAGCAGCGGCUUUGAAAAAUUUAUAUUUACAAUCAACAAAUUCCAUAUUGAAUCCUAUAACAAAUUAUCAAGUGGUCAAUGUCGGUGAAAUGCUUCGUACCACAGCGGGAAUUACCGGUGUUAUUUUAUCUGUCUGUUUAAUACUUAUGUUUAGUUCAUCAACAAUGUUAAUGAGACGAUCAUUCUAUGAAUUAUUUUGGUUUACACAUCAUUUAUUUAUUGUAUUUUUUAUAUGUCUUGCUGUUCACGGUAUUCAAGGUUUAAUUAAAUCACAGACAAAUGUUAAACAACAUGAUCCAGUUGUUUGCGCACCAAUAUACACCAGUUGGACUAAUAGUCAAUGCCCAGUAUUUCCCACCUUCUCAGGAUCAUCAUCCACCAGUUGGAUUUGGCUCUUAAUACCUGUUGUACUAUACAUAAUUGAACGAAUUAUUCGUCUAGUGAGAAGUUUACAACAUGUUGAAAUACAACAAGUAACAAAACAUGCGUCAAAUGUAUUUGAAAUUCGUUUUAAAAAAUCAAAUAUGAAACCGCUACCGGGACAAUAUAUUUAUAUUAAAUGUUUUGCAAUAGCUAAAUUAGAAUGGCAUCCAUUCACAGUUACAUCGUCACCAGAAGAAGAUUUUAUUUCAGUUCAUAUACGUUCAUGUGGAAAUUGGACGAAACAAUUGGCGGAAAGAUUAAAAAAUUAUCCACAAGAUAUUCCAAAUAUCAGUGUAGAUGGUCCAUAUGGUGCACCUGCCGAUGAUUGUUUCAAUUAUGAUUCAGUAAUACUUGUCGGCGCUGGUAUUGGUGUUACUCCAUAUGCUGCCAUUCUCAAACAUAUUCGUUCAAUUCAAACACCAAACGCUCGAUUGGUACGUGUAUACUUUUAUUGGAUUUGUAAUACAACUGACGCUUUUGAAUGGUUUGGCGAUUUGCUUCAACAAUUAGAACAUGAAAUUAAUCGUCCAAAUUUUUUAAUAUAUAAAAUAUUUUUAACAAAAUGGUCCUUAAAUGAAGCAAAAGCGGUGGUUAGAAAUCAUGAUGAUACACGUGAUCUAUGGACAGGUUUACAACAGAAAACUUAUUAUGGAAGACCAAAUUUUGAUCAAGAUUUUUCUUUAAUAAAAGAUGAAUCUCAGCAGAAUAGUGAUAUCGGCGUAUUUGUUUGUGGUCCAAAACAACUUGCAAAUCAAUUACAACGACUUUGUAUUAAACAUAAUCGAAAUGAAAAAAAUAUUAAUUUUUAUCUAAAUAAAGAGAAUUUUUGA
Didymodactylos carnosus is the source of this 1341-nucleotide messenger RNA. The record is from the annotation of a GenBank genome assembly. Lineage: Eukaryota; Metazoa; Rotifera; Eurotatoria; Philodinida; Philodinidae.